AUGAGACCUUCAGAGUUCACAUCUGACACCAACAUCAUUGCUCUUGUGACCUUGACCAAAGAUACAUAUAUUAAAGGAGGGUAUAAAUUGGGCUGUCAAUUGCAGUUCACCUCAGUCAAUCAACAUGAAGCUGACAGGAAUCUCUCAUCCAUAUCACAGUGUGGUGAUUGUGUUGAGAAGCAAAGUCCUCUUCAAGGAAUAAGAGUUUUGGAUCUUACUCGUGUCUUAGCUGGUCCAUUCUGCACAAUGCUGCUGGGAGACCUUGGGGCUGAGAUAAUAAAAAUUGAGCAUCCUAAGAAGGGAGAUGAUACACGUCAUUGGGGUCCCCCAUUCAUAGGGAAAGAAUCUUGCUAUUUUCUCUCCAUUAAUCGAAACAAGAAAAGUGUGACAGUCAACAUAAAAAGUCCUGAGGGGUUAAGAUUGAUUGAAUCACUGACUGAAAAGUCUGAUGUCCUUAUUGAAAACUUCAUUCCAGGGAAGUUGAAUGCACUUGGACUAGGUUAUGACAAGCUUUCUACCCUAAAUGAGCAGUUGAUAUACUGUUCGAUCACUGGUUUCGGUUCUACAGGACCAUAUUCUCAGAGAGGAGGGUAUGAUAUAAUUGCUGCAUCAAUUGCAGGACUUCUCCACAUUACAGGACCACCUGAUGGAGCACCCUGUAAAGUUGGUGUUGCCAUGACAGAUCUGACAACUGGACUAUACAUGUAUGGGGCAAUUAUAGCCGCACUCCUACAACGUCAAUUGACAGGGAAAGGCCAGAAAAUCGAAGCAAAUUUACUGGCAUCACAAAUUUCUUGCCUUGCGAAUCUAGCUUCAAAUUAUCUCAAUGCAGGAAUUUCUGCAAAGAGGUGGGGAACAGCCCAUGAAAGUCUUGUUCCGUAUCAGGCAUUUUUGACUUGUUCAGGAAUGUAUUUGACAGUUGGGGCUGGGAAUGACAAUCAGUUCAAGUCUCUCUGUGAUCGCCUAGGGAUUCCUCAUCUAGUGGACUUAGAAGAGUUCAAGACCAAUUCUUUGAGAGUUAAAAACAGGCAGAAACUUAUAGAAAUUCUUGAGCAAAAAUUCCUUGAAAGAACAGCUGCAGAGUGGCUUGAGGUCUUUGAAGGAUGUGGUUUCCCAUAUGGACCAGUCAAUAGUGUAGCAGAAGCAUUCAAAGAUCCACAAGUUGAACAUUUAGAUCUGGUAAAAUCAAUAAAGCAUACCAGUUCAGGUGAUGUAAAAUUGGUGGGUCCAGCAGUGCGCUUCAGUGGCUCUCGGUGUGAAAUUCACACGCCCCCUCCUACUUUGGGGCAACACACCAGGCAGGUAUUGAACAUGAUCCUGGGAAUCUCUGAUCAAAAGAUUGAUGAAUUUGAAAGGAAGGGUAUAAAAAAAUCUCUACAUCUGACUCUGAAGCAACCAAAGGUCCAGACAAAAAAGAAGGUGGAAUGGACAACUGACACAGUUGACAAUGAGCACAUGGGAAAGAAGAGUUCCAAGUGUUGCUGUGUGUAUGUGAAGCCAAGAGCAUUUGAUGACAGUGACACAGAAGAUGAGGAUGAUUGUGUCCACUGCAGAGGCCAUGUGGAAGUGAAAAAAAAGCAUGACAUACAAAAAAGUGGAGACAAAGAUGGUGAUCCAGUAGGGAAAGGAGAGAGAAAUGGACAUCACCGUGACCACAAUGGCAUGGCCGAGAUACUGCACGAAACCUUUGAUUCCGUCUUAGCCAGCCAAUCCGAUGACGUACCGGAUAUGACAGAUGGCACCAAGGCGUGCAUCGAGGAUAUUGUGACCAUCGAGGAUGAGAUCUCAAUUUAUGGGGAAUUGAGUCACUUCGACUUCAUGCUUCACAAGACAGGACCUGAGGCAGGAAAGCCACGUGGAUUUUGCUUUGCAUCAUAUGCAACUCCAGAAGAAGCUUCAAAAGCAAAGCAGCAACUCAAUGGGACAUUUCUCAUGGGAAGGCGAAUUAUGGUCGACUGGGCUAACGAGAAAAGUCAGGGAAAGUCCUCAGGACUCCAAGCUGCAUUGGAUAUUCCAGCCCUGGCUGGUGUUAAACGUAGCUCAAGGCCCAGCCAUCAAGCUCAGAUAGCUGCUCUGGAAGCAAAGUUGGAAGCACUGAAGAAGACUCCUCUUGAAUUCAAUGUGAUGGGUUCUUCAUCCAGGACUCUGAAAACCAAAUUGACAGAUGCAAGGAAGAAUACUCAUCGUGGAAUGCCAUACAUGAGGAAGUGAUGGCUUUAUUUCUUUAGCACCAUGCAAUAUUGAUGAGCUUUAAUUUUUUUUGUGUUCUUGUUCAUGGCCUGACAUUCUUCAUGAAUGGAAUACUUGAAAAUUGUGUAUACCAAC
Messenger RNA from Darwinula stevensoni, 2325 nucleotides. Lineage: Eukaryota; Metazoa; Arthropoda; Ostracoda; Podocopida; Darwinulidae. The record is from the annotation of a GenBank genome assembly.